Messenger RNA from Coffea arabica (coffee), 1155 nucleotides. RefSeq lists its product as uncharacterized. NCBI's taxonomy places the organism in Eukaryota, Viridiplantae, Streptophyta, Magnoliopsida, Gentianales, Rubiaceae. The record is from RefSeq and is a predicted model, not a curated record.
UUUCCUUCCUCGACUCCACUUUCUAUUUUUCUUACACUUUCGGCCCCUUUCUUCUUUUUCACUUUCGUGUCUCCCUCUCUUCCCUCCCACGCUUUCCCGGUCUUUGAUAAAACCCGGUGCCCCAUCGCAAAACCCUUAGCCCCUUCCCUCCAACCCCAUAAUAAACGGCCGCAGCAGAAUUUUCAGGCGGGCCAACUUCGGUAAAAUCGGCAGUUAAUCAGGUCUAGCUGUUGAACCACAACAAGCACGAAAAUGAAAAGGCUGCUGAAAUUGACAUGGCUGCGGUUGCGUAAUCUAGUAAAGAUACCUCAGCCAGUUCGAAUAUCAUUACGGGAUAAAGCAAUAGCAGUCGCAGGGAGAGUUUCUGUAGUCAAAGUUCGAGACUCUAUGCAGGUUUGUUGUCCUGUAUGCACAGAAGCGAUUUCCUCUCCACUUGACUCUGACGUGAAAAUGAUACUAGCAGUGCACUUGAGUUUAUGGCAUGCUGAGGAUGUUAACUUGCAAUGGGACAUUAUGCAGAAGAAGAAAGAUUCAGUUCUUCAUUUGCCUUCCUUAGUUGUUGGAGUAGGAAUAGCUGCUGGCGUUGGAGUACUGUUGACUUUUCUGGCAAAAAAUCGGGCUCAAGCUUUGGUAGGGAAUACAGUGAGACAACCGAGAUUCAAGGAAAGCAUUGUUUAGGCCAUUUGGCAUAACGCUUCCGGUUUGAGAAAAAAUAUCCUUUACACCCACAAAUGAGGAGCUGCUAAAGUACACAGAUGUACAUUUGCCAUUUGCCACCAUACCUACCUUGUUUCAAGCUUCUGACAUUGGCACCUAAGGUGCCCCCUCCGGAUCAGGUCAAGACUUUUAUUGCGGUUGGGAGUUCAUCAGCAGUGGUUGGUUUGUGACCCAAGUUGGGCAGAAAUUCCAUUGAUUUUACAAAAGCCUAAGAGUCUGAACCUAUGUGGCCAAGUUGUUUUAAUUUAGUCGUGGGAUGAAAGAUGAACAACUUCUUGUAAGGGUUGGGAGUUUGUCCAGCAUUAUAUUUGCUUGGUGGAUCAUACUCUUUUUUGUUUACCGCACUUCUUGGAUCAUACUUAUGAGAUUGUCAAUUGAUAGACCAAGAUAUGAAGGGUAAAUUUCAAUUGAUAGACCAAGAUAUGAAGGGUAAGUUAU